AUGGUGAAAAAAGGAAAAAUUCUGAUCGUAAGCUUGUAUGUAGAUGAUCUCAUCUAUACAGGAAAUGAUAAGCAGAUGAUGGGAGAAUUCAAAAGUUCAAUGAAAAAGAAAUUUGCUAUGACUGAUUUAGGCAAGAUGAAAUACUUCCUUGGAGUAGAAGUGAAUCAAACUCAACAAGGAAUAUUCAUAAAUCAACAAAAAUAUGCAUCCGAAAUUCUCACUAGAUUUGGAAUGCAGGAUUGCAACACAGUCUGCACUCCAAUUGUGUUAGAGUUGUGUCUUGCUGCAAGAUACAUGGAUAAACCAACUGAAAUGCAUGUCAUUGCAGUGAAGAGAAUUAUGAGAUACCUAAAAGGAACAAUGAUCUAUGGAAUUUUGUAUAAAAGCACUGAUGGAGAGAAUGUAACUCUAGUAGGUUGGACUGACUCUGACUAUGCUGGAGAUUAUGAUGACAGGAAAAGUACAUCUGGCUAUGUCUUUAGCAUAGGUACUAGUGCCAUAUCUUGGUCCUCAAAGAAACAACCAAUUGUCACCUUAUCAACCACUGAAGCAGAGUUCAUAGCAGCUGCAUCUAGUGCUUGUCAAGGCAUAUGGUUAAGAAAUGUGUUGAAGCAGCUAAGGCAAGAGCAGGUUACUUGUACAAAAUCUAUUGUGAUAAUAGCUCCUCAAUCAAGCUAUCAAAAAAUCCAGUUAUCCACGGAAGGUCAAAACAUAUUGAUGUGA
Trifolium pratense (red clover) is the source of this 723-nucleotide messenger RNA. RefSeq lists its product as uncharacterized. Bases 1 to 723 code for a protein of 240 amino acids. The transcript has 2 exons. NCBI's taxonomy places the organism in Eukaryota, Viridiplantae, Streptophyta, Magnoliopsida, Fabales, Fabaceae. The record is from RefSeq and is a predicted model, not a curated record.